AUGUGCAACAGCAAGGAAGCUGAAGAUAUUCUAUUAAAAAUUCUAAAUGAUUACAAAAGGAUUAUGAAAGAAUGGAAUCAUACAAUUAAGGAUCAUUAUACAACUGUAUCACAUAAAAAAGGAUCAACAAUUUGUCGCAGAAUCAACACCGAUAAUAACUUUCGAAGCAUCAAUUCAACAAUGACGCGUAAACGCAAAAGAAGUUUAAAAGCUAUGAACGAUUCACAUUACAAAUAUCCAUAUACUAUUGGAAACUGCCAAAGAUAUGUAAGCCACGAUCGUAGAAGAAGCCAAAAGAUUAGAAGAACAAGUACUUUCAGUAAUUGGACAAAAUCUUUUAAAAAUUUUAAAAGGAAGCUUAUGAAUAACAUUGAUACAUCUUACGAAUGUGAAUGCUUAGAAAGUAUUUAUGCUGAUUACGACAGACGUCUUCAAGAGUGGUGUGACACAAUUAGCCAGUGCACGUCUCUUAGCUCGGUAAACUUUUAUAGGAUAUCUUGUAUCGUUUUGAAUCGCGCUCAUAUAUCCUUUACUAUCCUAAUAAAAUAAGAUUCACCUUUUCUGAUAAAUGAAAAAAAAAUAAACUAAAUACUAGUGCAUCAUUCAAAAAAUCUAAUCUAUGUCAAUUUUUUUAUGGGGGUCGUUAAGUCGUCUCG
This is a messenger RNA of Papilio xuthus (Asian swallowtail), 656 nucleotides long. RefSeq lists its product as uncharacterized. The coding region runs from base 1 to 549 and encodes 182 amino acids. NCBI's taxonomy places the organism in Eukaryota, Metazoa, Arthropoda, Insecta, Lepidoptera, Papilionidae. The record is from RefSeq and is a predicted model, not a curated record. The transcript has a single exon.